AUGCGCCGCUACUCCGCGCUGCCCAACGGCGGCCGCCAGGAGACGCUGGCCGACCGCGCGCACCGCUACCGGGGCGUCCUGCUUGUCGUCCUCGCCCCGCUCGCGCUCGUCUCCCUCGUCCUCCUCCUCAUGCCGCGCUCGCCAGCCACCACGGGCGUCGCCAGGAGGUCCGGGCCCGCGGGGGCUGACAAGUACGCCGUCAUCUUCGACGCCGGGAGCUCCGGCAGCCGCGUCCACGUCUUCCGCUUCGACUCCAACCUGGAUCUCGUCCACAUUGGCAGCGAGAUCGAGCUCUUCGUCCAGAAAAAACCGGGACUUAGCUUCUAUGCCAACGACCCCCGGGAGGCCGCCGAGUCGCUCGUCUCUCUCCUUGAUGAAGCCAAGCGAGUGGUGCCCACGGAAUUGCGCGAUCAAACGCCUGUCAGAGUCGGGGCCACCGCAGGGCUGAGAAAUUUGGGUGCACAAAAGUCCGAGGCAAUAUUGCAAGCGGUUAGGGAUCUUCUUCGCGAAAAGAGUUCCUUUAAAAACCAAGAGGAUUGGGUUACAGUUCUUGAUGGAACGCAGGAAGGCACAUACGAGUGGGUUACUAUCAAUUAUCUGUUGGGAAACUUGGGAAAGACUUCUGCAGACACGGUUGGUGUAGUUGAUCUUGGUGGUGGAUCUGUCCAAAUGGCAUAUGCUAUUGCAGAGAAGGAUGCAGAAAAGGCUCCUAAACCAUCUGAUGGGGAAGAUGCAUAUGUGAAGAAACUGUUCCUCAAAGGAACCACAUAUUAUCUUUAUGUUCAUAGUUAUUUGCAUUACGGGUUGCUAGCUGCUAGAGCAGAGGUCUUAAAAGCUGGCAAUGGCAGUGGUUACAGCAACUGUAUGUUAGAGGGAUUUCAAGGGCAAUACAAAUAUGGUGACGAUACAUUUGAAGCAUCUGCCUCACCUUCUGGUGCUAGUUAUUCAAAAUGCAAGGAUGAUGCAGUGAAAGCUCUUAAAGUUGAUGAAGCAUGCACCCACAUGAAGUGUUCUUUUGGUGGCAUUUGGAAUGGUGGUGGUGGUGCUGGACAAAAGAAUCUCUUUGUAGCAUCGUUUUUCUUUGAUAGGGCUGCUGAGGCUGGAUUUGUGAACGCCAAUGCAGCUGUUGCUAAAGUUAAACCCUCAGACUUCAAACAAGCUGCCGAGCGUGCUUGCAAGUUGAGUGUGAAGGAUGCCGAAGCUACCUUCCCCGGUGUCCAAAAGGAUAACAUUCCAUAUAUCUGCAUGGACCUUGUUUAUCAGUACACAUUACUUGUGGACGGAUUCGGUGUUGAUCCCGACCAUGAGAUGACCUUGGUAAAGAAGGUCCCUUACAGUGAUGCAUAUGUCGAAGCCGCAUGGCCGCUUGGCAGUGCCAUCGAGGUGGCAUCUUCAUCAUAG
Messenger RNA from Miscanthus lutarioriparius, 1401 nucleotides. The record is from the annotation of a GenBank genome assembly. Lineage: Eukaryota; Viridiplantae; Streptophyta; Magnoliopsida; Poales; Poaceae.